GUGAGAGACCCCCAGAGAAUCUCCAUGCGCUUUAAAAACUCAGUCCACCCAUUUUCUCUUCAAAGUCAUCAAACUAAGGGAGGGAAGAAAAACAAAAAUUCAAGAAUUCAAGCGAACGAAAUGGCGGCGGAUAGGGCGACGGUGAUGGUGGUGGGAAUCGAUGACAGUGAGCACAGCCUCUACGCUCUCCAGUGGACCCUACUCCACUUUUUCUCCGGCAGCACUGCUGCUUCUGCUUCUCCAUUCAAUCUCAUCGUUGUCCACGCUAAGCCCACGGCUUCCUCCAUCGUCAGGUUCGCUGGCCCUGGAGCUGCUGAUGUGGCUCCGUACGUGGAGGCUGAUCUGAGGAAGACUGCUUCCAGGGUUUUACAGAAAGCCAAGGAUCUCUGCGUUACUAACUCGGUCGGUGGCGUGCUGCUCGAAGUAAUCGAAGGAGAUGCAAGGAAUGUCCUAUGUGAGGCAGUAGAAAAACACCAAGCAGAUAUCUUGGUGGUGGGCAGCCAUGGCUAUGGAGCAAUAAAAAGGGUUGUUUUAGGAAGCGUCAGCGAUUACUGUGCUCAUUAUGCUCACUGCAAUGUGAUGAUAGUGAAGAAGCCCAAGCAUAAGCACUAAUUUCUCUAUCCGAAUGUUAUCAGGUUAUCUAACUACUUGCUCCUCUCUCUAUUGAGAACAGAAGUAUUGAAGGUUAAUGUGACUGCGUUAUGCUUCUUGUCAGAUGUUCGAUAUUUAAGUAAAUGUAAAUGUAUCAUAAGCCUUCGUGUUUUAUUACAGUUUUCUCAUGUAGUUCUCUUAUGUAUAUUUUAUCUGAGACAAUAUAUUAAGUGAAAUUUAGAAACUUA
Molecule: messenger RNA, 839 nt
Organism: Asparagus officinalis (garden asparagus)
Lineage: Eukaryota; Viridiplantae; Streptophyta; Magnoliopsida; Asparagales; Asparagaceae
Product: universal stress protein A-like protein
Exons: 4
Coding region: 25-612 (195 amino acids)
Source: RefSeq, a predicted model, not a curated record